Messenger RNA from Erinaceus europaeus (western European hedgehog), 2665 nucleotides. RefSeq names its product regulatory factor X2 (gene RFX2). Gene Ontology annotation, cellular component: nucleus. The record is from RefSeq and is a predicted model, not a curated record. Gene Ontology annotation, molecular function: RNA polymerase II cis-regulatory region sequence-specific DNA binding; DNA-binding transcription factor activity, RNA polymerase II-specific. The coding region runs from base 130 to 2277 and encodes 715 amino acids. NCBI's taxonomy places the organism in Eukaryota, Metazoa, Chordata, Mammalia, Eulipotyphla, Erinaceidae. The transcript is spliced from 18 exons. Gene Ontology annotation, biological process: regulation of transcription by RNA polymerase II.
GUAGCCCUGGAGACUGUUACCAACCGGCCGACACGCAGCGCCGCCGCCGCCGCCGCAGCCGCCGCCGCCGCCGCCGCAGCCGCCGCAGGAGCCGCUGCCCGAACUCCCGGCCGAACUCCAGUGCGGAGUAUGCAGGCCUCAGAGGGGGGAGCCGACUGUCCCUCUCCGGUGACUCUGUGCCCUUCAGCUGCUGCCCAGGCCCCUGUCGUCCAGCCAGUGCCAACCUCCCCCCAGAGGGUCCUCGUGCAGGCGGCGGGCCCAGCCCCCAAGGGCGCCCCCAUGCAGCCUGUAGCCCUGCCCCGGGUCCAGCCACUUCCGCAACAGGUGGCCGUGCAGCACGCCUACCCCGCGCAGGUGCAGUACGUGGAAGGGGGCGACGCCGUGUACACCAAUGGAGCCCUGCGCGCUGCCUACGCCUACAACCCCGAGCCCCCCCUCUACGCCACCAGCAGUGCCGCCUCCUACUUCGAGGCCCCGGGGGGAGCCCAGGGGGCCGCCGGCUCCUCCCCGCCCGCCGUGCCCCCCCACGGCAUGGUGGGCAUCGCCAUGGACGCCACGGGCGCUUACCUCAUCCACGGGGGCAUGGAGGGCAGCAGGCACGCGCUGGCUCACACCUCCCGCUCCUCGCCCGCCACGCUUGAAAUGGCGAUUGAGAACCUGCACAAAAGUGAAGGGAUGGCAUCACACAAAAGCGGUUUGCUCAACAGCCAUCUGCAGUGGCUGCUGGACAACUACGAGACAGCGGACGGCGUGAGCCUGCCCCGCAGCUCACUGUACAGCCACUACCUCCGCCACUGCCAGGACCACGAGCUGGAGCCCGUCAACGCUGCCUCCUUCGGGAAGCUCAUCCGCUCCGUCUUCAUGGGGCUGCGCACACGCCGGCUGGGCACCAGGGGCAACUCCAAAUACCACUACUACGGCAUCCGGCUGAAGCCAGACUCGCCGCUGAACCGGCUGCAGGAAGAUUCCCAGUACAUGGCCAUGAGGCAGCAGCCCCUGCACCAGAAGCCCAGGUACCGGCCGGUGCAGAAGGCGGACAGUCUCGGGGACAGCGCCGCGCACAGCACGCCGGAGCAGGCCACGGCCGCCCAGAGCCACCACCACCAGCAGUACAUAGAUGUCUCGCACGCCUUCCCAGAGUUCCCGGCUCCUGAGCUGGGCGGCGUUUUGCUUCAAGACAAUGUGACCGUGCAGGACGUGAAGGCUCUGCAGCUGGUGUACAGGCUGCACUGCGAGGCGACCCUGGACGUCGUCAUGACCCUGCAGUUCCACUACAUUGAGAAGCUCUGGGUUUCUUUCUGGAAUUCUAAGACCCUGUCAGCCGCUGACCGUCCCUCCUCCCUCCCAGCCAGCGAGGCCGGCGACUGCGCGGUGCUUCCCAAGGACAAGCUUGUGGCGCUGUGCUCCUGCGAGCCUGUGCUGCGCUGGAUGCGGCGCUGUGACCACGUCCUGUACCAGGCGCUGGUGGAGGUCCUCAUCCCUGACGUGCUGCGUCCCGUGCCCAGCACGCUGACCCAGGCCAUCCGGAAUUUUGCCAAGAGCCUGGAGGGCUGGCUGACCUCGGCCAUGAGCGACUUCCCUCAGCACGUGGUUCAGACCAAGGUGGGGGUGGUCAGCGCCUUCGCACAGACCCUGCGACGCUACACGUCACUCAACCACCUGGCGCAGGCGGCUCGCGCGGUGCUGCAGAACUCGGCGCAGAUCAGCCAGAUGCUCAGCGACCUCAACCGCGUGGACUUCGCCAACGUGCAGGAGCAGGCGUCGUGGGUGUGUCAGUGUGACGAGGGCAUCGUGCAGCGGCUGGAGCAGGACUUCAAGCUGACGCUGCAGCGGCAGAGCUCGCUGGACCAGUGGGCCGCCUGGCUGGACCGCGUGGUCACCCAGGCCCUCAGGCAGCACCACGGCAGCCCCGGCUUCCCCAAGGCCGCCCGCCAGUUCCUGCUCAAGUGGUCUUUCUAUAGCUCCAUGGUGAUCCGGGACCUGACCCUGCGCAGCGCGGCCAGUUUCGGGUCCUUCCACCUCAUCCGCCUGCUGUACGAUGAGUACAUGUUCUACCUGGUGGAGCGCCGCGUGGCCGAGGCCGCCGGGGAGACGCCCAUCGCCGUCAUGGGCGAGUUCAACGACCUGGCCUCCCUGUCCCUGACCCUUCUCGACAAAGAGGACAUCAAGGAGCACCCUCGGGGUGGCGGCCAGGCAGACCCCGACGCCCACAGUCUGGGGCGGCCCCUGGUGAAGCGGGAGCGCAGCGAGUCCGGCCCCUCCCUGCAGGACAUCUAGCCCCUCAAGUCCUGGCCGGGACCCCAGCUCCACAGCCCCUCGGUGCCCUCCCGGGGUGCAGUGCCAAGACUCUGGGGGCCCCCACUGCACCCCUCUUGCUCUGCUGGAACGGGAGAGCUGGGGAGCCCCCGUGCCAGCACCGCACCCCGAGUGAGUUUCCCACGACGGAAGGUGCCUUUUGCCCCGCUGCUCCGGGCUGGGGAGCACCCGGGGGAGAGCCGGGCACCCCAACGCUACGUGUCACCGGGAACCGCGCCCAGGGGCAGCGGAGACGCUCCGAGACAGACAAACCACAAGUGUCUUCUUCCUUCCGGAACGCGGUGGCCCCCCACCCGCACCGCAGCACUGUGACCCCCGCCCUCACCCCAGCCGGGCGCCUCGGGCCUCU